Messenger RNA from Ilex paraguariensis (yerba mate), 1094 nucleotides. The record is from the annotation of a GenBank genome assembly. NCBI's taxonomy places the organism in Eukaryota, Viridiplantae, Streptophyta, Magnoliopsida, Aquifoliales, Aquifoliaceae.
CACACAAAAUAACAAACAAGCACCACGUUCCUUCGAUUUCUCUCAUAUACUCUCUGUUUCUCUCCCCCCUUAAACCUAAAUACACUCCCCACGAACGACCCUUUUGUUUCUCUCUCUUCAAAAACCUUGCACGCGAUGAAGAACAGAGGGAGGAACAAGUUGUUCAGCUGUUUCAGACAGGUCGCCGACGAUGACAGUUCUGUGAAACGGAACGGUCACGGCGGGUCAGAUGAUCAGGUUCUGAAUUACAUAGUGAUCGGAGGAGGAGGGAACAAAGGGAGUGUGUUGGUUCCGAAGGUUUGGAAUUCUAUGUGUGAAGAGAAGUCGGAGGAAUCGUUGGAUGGAGAUGUCGCCGGUGCCGGAAAGAGAAGUACGAAGAAAAGGCUUCACCGGAGUUUCUCUCGUGUUCUUAAAGCCGUUCUGUUUGACACGUCUUUGGCAAUGGAGAUUCGCAACAGAAAGUCUAGGAAAAACCUAUUUGGAAUCAAAAGUAACCAAUCUUCAAAAAGGGAAAAGAUAUCAAACUCAAUAAAGGAAAAACCAACCUCGAAACAAUCCUCAGAUGUCAAUGAUUUGCUUAGAAUGGAUUCAAGCUCUUCGUCUUUGGAGUUUUCAUCAUCGACAAUAACUUCAUCUUCAUUCUCCUCCUCGUGUACUUCUUCUUCCAUAACUUCAAAUUCAAGGUCUUUCAUAGCAAAUUCGAUGGAUAUAAAACAAGGGUACAAACAGACAUCAACCAUUACGAAGAAAACACGUGAUUGUGGUCAUUAUUUUAGUUCAAACAUUGGACUGUGUUUGAUACUUGUAUGUUUGCUGGUUUUGAUUUUCUGGGGAAGGACAUGUGCUAUACUUUGUACGUCGACGUGGCUUUUCUUUGCUCGUCGGGGGAUCAACGGAAUUGUUUCACCGGAAAAAGAAAUUGACUGGGAGGAGCAUAAGAAGAGGGUCAUCAUGGAAGGACUUUUGGAGAGGAAUCGUAGUCGGGUUCUAUAACCCAAACACGGGUUAAAAUUCUCUCCAGUAUCAUUUUCCCUUCAAAAACGAUCACAUACAAAUUGAUCAAAAUCAAAUGAAUUCUCCUCGCAUAAAUGAUU